This is a messenger RNA of Yamadazyma jaroonii, 429 nucleotides long. NCBI's taxonomy places the organism in Eukaryota, Fungi, Ascomycota, Pichiomycetes, Serinales, Debaryomycetaceae. The record is from the annotation of a GenBank genome assembly.
AUGACUUCAAGGUACUCGAGUAACAUUCAUCAAAGAGAUUUAAGAACACAGUUGUUCUCGUCGGCCAAUGGUAUCACCAGAGGCCCCAUCAGAUCACAAUCACCCUACGAUAAACCCGUACAACAGACAUCCAAAGAAAAUGAAUCAUUUUUAAGUUCGUUGGAAAGUCAAAACAAUGAAGAAUUAGAUUCUAUGGCACAGAAAGUUUCCAUGAUCAAAGACUUGGGGAUAAAAAUGGGAGUUGAAAUCAACAAAUCGGUGAAAUUGAACGAUAACUUAAAUGAAACGUUUGAAAAAGGUAAAGUCACGUUGAAAAAUACAUACAAUAAAAUGGUGGUAAUGAGUGAAAGAGCUGGUAUAAGUUGUAAAUAUUGGUUUAUAGUGUUUUUCAUAGUUUUCCUUUGGUUCUUCUACGUUUGGAUAACGUAG